AUGUUUGUGCUUUCCUGGGCGUUGCUGUUGCUAUGGAUCUACAUAACUAACCAACCUACUCAGGCGAAUAGCAAACAGACUUUCGAAGGGAAAGAAAAUGUCAACGAACCUCCCAAUUCACGUAAAAGUUAUUCAGCGGUAAUUCAGGAGUUCAGUUUAUCCUUAUAUGCAGACACUGAUCCAAACCGUUUUCAUCUUAAUGUGAACAAGUCUCACAUGACCUCUGUGACUCGAGAUGUACAGGAUACGCGGCCUUCUCAGUGUGCGGCAGUACAGUAUGAAAUUGCGUCACUUCCGGUAGCGUCCAUAGUGAUACCGCUUCAUAAUGAGCCUUGGUCUACGUUAGAGAGACUGAUCAAUAGUAUUUUGAAGCGUUCGCCUCCACAACUCUUAAAGGAAAUCAUCAUCAUUGAUGAUAUGAGUGACUUAGACCAUUUGGGAGAUCCUCUUAAUAGAUAUGCUGAACAGUUCGAUGUCUUAAAAAUACACAGAGCGUUAGAAAGACUCGGUACGAUGAAGGCAAGAGUCCUGGGGACUCAGUUGGCAAAAGGCGACGUUGUGGUUUUCUUGGACUCCCAUACCGAGGUCAACGUUGGAUGGUUGGAACCGCUAUUGCACGAAAUAAGCAAACACAAUACUGCUAUUGUCCAACCUUCAAUCGACGUCGUUGAUCCCGAUACGUUCCAAUAUCGGCAAUAUUUCAAGAAUAACCUCAGAGGACAUUUUAAAUGGAGUAUGGGAUUUGAAUAUGUUCCGUUAACCGUAAAGCAAAAGGCUGAGGUGGUAGCAGAACCAACUAAAGCAUUCAAUACUCCGGCUAUUGUAGGCUGUGCAUUUGCAGUCAACCGGAAAUACUUUCAAGACAUCGGAGGACUUGACACAGGCAUGCGCACUUGGGGCGGAGAAGAUGUUGAGCUUUCCGUGAGAGUUUGGCUUUGCGGCGGGAGUAUGAAAAUCUCGCCAUGUUCUCAUGUUGCCCACAUUCACAAAAGUGCACAUCCGUUUAAAAUGGACUAUUCAGACCUUGUGUAUAACAACAGGCGAACUGCAGAAAUGUGGCUUGGAAACUACAGGAAAUACUUCUAUUACUUUAAUGCAGGAUUUGCAAAACCGCCAGGACCCUCUGAAACGUUUAGUGAAAUGGAUGAAAUCAAGAAGAAAUUUAAAUGCAAAGACUUCGAUUGGUUGCUUAAAAACGUCUACACGGAACUUGAGAUCCCUCCAGAAGGAAGUGAAUAUUUUGGACAUCUACGCAACCUGGGUUCAGGCUUCUGUUUCGGCCCUUCAGAUUCCUCUGUGGUGGGAUCGUUCCCUAUUAUAACACAAGGCGAUUGCUUCAUUUACUACAAAGUUCGAAAUUUUGCUUUGCUGAAAAAUGGUCUCUUGAUGGUUGACGGCAAGUGUGUUUAUAUCGAACAAAACUUCUUAGUAAUAUCCCCGUGCUCAAAAGGGAUUAGUAAGUGGAGUUUUAAAGGGAAGCAACUCGUCUACAAAGAUAUCUUUGGUUCUAAAUGUGCUGUACAAGUUCCCAAGGUAGUGGAUUCAACAGAGAAGCAGGUCGCCAUGAUGAUUCCUUGUGACAGUUCUAACAGGGCAGCCGAAUGGGAAAUCACAAAUAAGUUGUACAAAGUAGAUAUUUGAAAUUAAUAUGUUUAUAAGGUUUCAAUUUACAUGCACGUUCGCUUAUUAGUUUCGUUGCUUUGGACUACAGAGUUUUAUCCAUAUAAGUAUGUGUAUACAUUUGUUACUCGACACCUAAGAUGAGAAAGAUUGUUUGGGAAGUGUCAGGGAGCGGUGUUUUUUUUUAAUAAAAUAUUGUUAUAUCGGUAUUCAAAAUACUGUUAUAUCGGAUAAGUAUUGGCUGAUGUGAUGUUAAUAUAAAAACUUUGAUUUUGGUAUUAACAUCUAUCGAGCGGCGACCGACAUUCCGUCAUAUCAAUCAUCUUCGUUGUCAUAGGUGUAUCACAUAAAUCAUAUUUUGCCAUCUCGUGUACUUUAAAUGUCUCUUCUCCAUUUAUUCAUUUUCAACAUUUACAAAAUAUAGACAGGAGCUGUAGUUAACGAAAUGUAUAUCUUUUCAAAUUUUUGUCAAUUUUUCAUAACUGCCUUAUUCAACAAAAUAAAGGUGAAUGUUAUGUCGCAUGUAAUGUUUUGUUUAGAAAUUUAUGAUAUUGGAUUUAUCCUAUCA
Mizuhopecten yessoensis (Yesso scallop) is the source of this 2188-nucleotide messenger RNA. Its product is annotated as inactive polypeptide N-acetylgalactosaminyltransferase-like protein 5. Lineage: Eukaryota; Metazoa; Mollusca; Bivalvia; Pectinida; Pectinidae. The transcript has a single exon. The record is from RefSeq and is a predicted model, not a curated record. Gene Ontology annotation, cellular component: Golgi apparatus. Bases 1 to 1641 code for a protein of 546 amino acids.